GGAAGUGAUUAAGGCCCCCUCGCGCUUUUGUGCGGACUCACCGCAGCGGGAAGCAUUACGCGGAUGAGGAGGCACGUUGGAGGCUGAGUCGACGACCAACACUUGAUGGUCAGACGUCGCGAGAGACGGCCGCGCACCAUUCUAUUGUUGCCGACUCGAUUGUUGCAAGCCGUCGCGAACUUACGCACGCAGCACUCACGCGUAGUGAUUAUCGAUUAAAGCUCGAAUCGUAGUGGCAGUGUUACAGUAUCGAAUGAACAAGUGUGAAUCGUGUAUCGCUUAGUGCAAAAUGGUGCUAAGUGUCAGAUUCUUCAUCGUGUGCUGUUGUUUUAUUACCUCUAGGGUCCACUCAGCAUCACAGCACUUGGACUCGGCGGAAUACUCGGAGUCGACGGAAGUGUCCAUUGUGUCCGUCUCCUCAUCAGCAUCAGCCGAACUCCACGAGGGAUCUGGCGAUGAUCCCCCUGACCCUGUACUGUCCAGUAAUCUUAAGAAUGAAACUAGAGAAGCUCUCAAGAGUGAUGGCAGUGAACAAGAUCCGGUGGUAUUUCUAUCGGAGAAGAACAGCUACAUUCCAGUGAGCAUCAAGCCUCGUUCUCCAGCAGUGGACACUGCGUGGAGAGAGCCACCAGCAUGGGAGCGAGAGUACAGGAGACAUCGGACUAAUGGGAGUAGAGUGCAAUAUAUUGAAGCAGAGUGCCAAGAUGACUUCAUGAAGAUAAGGGUAGGCUUCAACGGAUCAUUCUCCGGACUGGUGUAUUCAGCAGGUUACUCAUACGAUCCGGACUGUAUGUACAUAAACGGCACGGGGCGUGAUUACUACGAGUUCUACAUCCAGCUCAACAGAUGUGGAACAUUGGGGAGGAACGGUCAGCAUGAUGAUAGCAGGAAACAUCCCACUAAGAACCUCAUGUGGAACACGAUCACAGUGCAAUAUAACUCGUUGAUUGAAGAGGAGCUGGACGAGCACUUCAAGGUCACCUGCGAGUAUGGAUACGACUUCUGGAAGACUGUCACAUUUCCUUUUUUGGACGUAGAGGUGGCGACAGGCAACCCAGUCGUGUUUACACUGCAGCCACCUGAGUGCUACAUGGAGAUCCGCUCCGGGUACGGUGCCAAUGGAGCGCGCGUAUCUGGGCCCGUGCGCGUUGGAGACCCACUCACCUUGCUUAUAUACAUGAGGAGCGCUUAUGAUGGAUUUGACAUUGUCGUGAAUGACUGCUUCGCUCACAACGGUGCAACCAAACGGAUACAACUUAUUGAUGAAUAUGGUUGCCCCGUGGACGACAAGCUGAUCUCCCGUUUCCGCGGCUCAUGGUCCGAGUCAGGCGUGUUCGAGACGCAGGUGUACGCAUACAUGAAGACGUUCCGGUUCACUGGGUCGCCUGCACUUUAUAUCGAGUGUGACGUCAGAAUGUGCCAUGGAAGAUGUCCUUCGCAACCUUGCCACUGGCGUAACAUGAAGAGCGUGAAGCGGCGAUCUAUUGAAACGAAGCCAGGCUUGGACCCCGCCUCCAGUGUCGCUCCACGUCUCUCCGAAAACAUAUCUCUAUUUCAAUCACUCAGAGUACUGCAGGAGGGCGAGGAAGAUCCAGAACUAGCUGCCAGCACAAGCGUAGCUCCAGAAGGCCAGACUUGUAUGAGGACAUCAGCGUUGUCAGCCAUUAUGGUGUCAUGCGGGGUGCUUAUCGCUGCCCUAUGUGGAGGCGUGCUAGCGGCCGCGAGAGGGUUCAGGCGCGGAGAACCAAGGACACCCAUUCAUGCAUAUGUGCCCCAUAAAGGACGGAUCAAAUAAAAAUCUAAUUUUGAGUAUAAUUCCUCAUCCUAAGAUUGUGAGUGAAAUUAAUAUUUUAGUGUAAUGGUUGUCAUUGCUAGAAGUAGAUUCUUGAUACUCCUUAGCCUAAGAAACAACCAUUUCAUGAAUCUAUUUGAGAUUAUCGAAAAAUUUAGAUCGAUAGUUGCCUAAGUAUUUGAAUCUAAUUUUAAUGUCAAUGCAAGAUCCUUGCACUCAUGCUCUUUAAAUAGCCAUAGAGCCUUUUCCAGUAUGUAUUUCUAUUAGGUAUGUAAGAAUUUCCACAAUUAUUUUUUUAGUUUGCUAGUUUUUCAAGCAUUUAGCAAACCGUGGUAUGUACCAAUUACAGUUUAAACUAUAGUACGUACCUACUUGACCCAUAAGCAUCUCGACAUUUAGAUCCUUUAAACUGUCAAACACCAAGCGGUCACCGGUGACCGCA
This is a messenger RNA of Spodoptera litura, 2234 nucleotides long. RefSeq lists its product as uncharacterized. The record is from RefSeq and is a predicted model, not a curated record. Lineage: Eukaryota; Metazoa; Arthropoda; Insecta; Lepidoptera; Noctuidae.